CAUUUUGUUCCCUGUGAGAUUUGGGGUGAACUACAGUUUCCAAGCCUCACUUUCCUAUCAAUCGUUACGAAGAUUAAAAGGGAAAAUAUCAUUUGUAUCGCAUUUAGCAUCAGAAAUGCUUUAAUAAUAUUUGUUUCCCUUCCUUUCAGGCUGGAAGACUGGGGCCUGACAUCUCUGCCACAGGCUUACGCGAGGUUUUCACAGGGACUUGGAAAGGUGCAAACGGUUACUACGGCCAGGCUUACCCAAUUGUUAAGUGAAGAUAUUUUGGAGAGAGAGUGCUUAAAAGGGUUGGAAAAACAAACCAGUGAGUGGCUAGGACCACCUACUCCGCCGUUUUGCCCCGGAAAAGCCUCGCCGGCUGCCGGGAGGUGAAAGUCUGGAGGAACGGGAGGAAAAGAGAGGGGUGGCUGUCCACAACAGAAAACUACACAUCCCAGCACCCCCGCGGCAGACGACUACGGGUCCCAGCAGGUUUCGCGGGGUGGACCGAAGCGGGGUCGCUUGGGGCCUGCAGUUGGGGUUCAGCCAGAGGGGGCGCCGGGCGUACCGACGUAGCAGGGAGAAGCAGGUCGAGCUCUAACGGCGCUGCGCAGACGCCACUCACGGGCCGGACGUGACGCAGGGAAAGUUCCGGCUUCGGCCUCCGCCGCUGCCGCCGCCGCUGCUACAGCCGCCGCCGCCGCUGUUGCCGCGGCUUGUUAUUCCUAAAAUGGCGCCGCUAGACCUGGACAAGUAUGUGGAAAUAGCGCGGCUGUGCAAGUACCUGCCAGAGAACGACCUGAAGCGGCUAUGUGACUACGUUUGUGACCUCCUCUUAGAAGAGUCAAAUGUUCAGCCAGUAUCAACACCGGUAACAGUGUGUGGAGAUAUACAUGGACAGUUUUAUGACCUUUGUGAACUGUUCAGAACUGGAGGUCAGGUUCCUGACACAAACUACAUAUUUAUGGGUGAUUUUGUAGACAGAGGUUACUAUAGUUUGGAGACCUUCACUUACCUUCUCGCAUUAAAGGCUAAAUGGCCUGAUCGUAUUACACUUUUGCGAGGAAAUCAUGAGAGUAGACAGAUAACACAGGUCUAUGGAUUUUAUGAUGAGUGCCAAACCAAAUAUGGAAAUGCUAAUGCCUGGAGAUACUGUACCAAAGUUUUUGACAUGCUCACAGUAGCAGCUUUAAUAGAUGAGCAGAUUUUGUGUGUCCAUGGUGGUUUAUCUCCCGAUAUCAAAACACUGGAUCAAAUUCGAACCAUCGAACGGAAUCAGGAAAUUCCUCAUAAAGGCGCAUUUUGUGAUCUGGUUUGGUCAGAUCCUGAAGAUGUGGAUACUUGGGCUAUCAGUCCCCGAGGAGCAGGUUGGCUUUUUGGAGCAAAGGUCACAAAUGAGUUUGUUCAUAUCAACAACUUAAAACUCAUCUGCAGAGCACAUCAACUAGUGCACGAAGGCUAUAAAUUUAUGUUUGAUGAGAAGCUGGUGACAGUAUGGUCUGCUCCUAAUUACUGCUAUCGUUGUGGAAAUAUUGCUUCGAUCAUGGUCUUCAAAGAUGUAAAUACAAGAGAACCAAAGUUAUUCCGGGCAGUUCCAGAUUCAGAACGUGUUAUUCCUCCCAGAACGACAACGCCGUAUUUCCUUUGAGGCCUUCGCCCAUCCUGCUGACCCAUUUUUCUUCCCUCUUCUUACCCCAAUUUUCUUGUAUUACCCUCUAUAAUAUACUUUUUAUUGAGCACUUUGCUGCUGAAAUGCUGCCUCUUGCCUUUUUUUUUUUUUAAAUUUUAAAUUAUCUAAAUUUAUUGUUUGUUGUGGUGUCUAUAGCAAAGUUUUUCUAUCAAUUUUCCCCCAUCCCAUCCCCACCCUGGACUCAUUUGAGAAGACUUGAGAAAUGUCUUGAUACUCACACUGCUGCAUGUAGCUCUUGCUUAUUUACUGGUCUGGGAAACAGGAUGUGUUUCCUUUUUUUAAAAGCCAAUUGACAGAUUACACCUGAAUACUCCUCCUUUUGUAUCAUUCAGCCUUUUGUUUUAGUUUGGUAAGUUUUAAGAAAUUUCAGCAGCAAAGUUGUUAUUCAGUGGGCACGAUGGACUCCAAAUGCCUCAAGUUAUGUAUACCUGUCCCAGAUGUAAACUUCAUUGUCCUUUGUUGGAUGAUAUUUUAAAUGGAUAUAAAAUAAAUUGGUCUAAAGGGC
Pongo pygmaeus (Bornean orangutan) is the source of this 2177-nucleotide messenger RNA. It is a transcript of the gene PPP6C, whose product is annotated as protein phosphatase 6 catalytic subunit. Gene Ontology annotation, molecular function: protein serine/threonine phosphatase activity. Bases 713 to 1630 code for a protein of 305 amino acids. Lineage: Eukaryota; Metazoa; Chordata; Mammalia; Primates; Hominidae. The transcript is spliced from 7 exons. The record is from RefSeq and is a predicted model, not a curated record.